AUUGGGACUCAACAUCUAAUUCUAAUUAUAAUUUGGUACAGUCAAAGUCUGGGAGACGUCAAGAUGUUUCUACAUAUCCAUAUCACAGAGGAUAUUUGUGGGCCACAGAGAUUGGAUAUUCUAAAUUACAUGCUGACGUAGCAGCAGGAGGGUUUCAAGGUUUGAUCUUGUUGUCUGGAAAAAAACUUACACUGCACUUGAUGCAAUGUUCUCAUACGUGAGAGACUUCCCAGACCAAAACUCUGUCAGCACUUUGACAUACAAGUGCUACAUUAAGAUAGUCGGUUCCACGCACUUAAAUAAAAUAAGCACAACAACAGGACAUACAAGUUCACUCGCUCAUGGCAAAAGACAAUUACUCUUUUCCAAGCAAAAUAUAGCUUCUUUAUUUAUGUAGGUACUCUGAAGGUCAGUCUCACUGGCCAAAUAUCUGGACAACUGAGUUUUAAUGCAUUCAUUGGACGUUUGGAUAAUGAUGUUAACAUGAAGGCAUCAGCUAAGCUUGAGACAGGACCUACUCUAACUGUUAAAGGAGAGGCUACUGCUAGAGUAUUGGUCAAAUACAAAUUAGGUAUUGUAGUCUCAGCCUCCAUAUCCUAUACCAUAAAUCCAGAAGCAUCAACUUCAAUCUGUGGCUCAUCAUCACAGGCUAAUGCAUGCUUUGAAGUAUAUGGUACAACUAAAGGAAAUAUCAAUGUUUAUGCAUACCGGCAGUCUAGGAAAAUCCGGUGUAAACGGUUUAAGUGCAAGAAGUCUUGGGGAAGAAAGAAGAAAUAUAGUAAACUAUCACGUACUUGGAGCCUAGCAAAUAGAAAAGAUAAAUUGUUUGGUCUGUGUUAUGCUUGUAAUUGUACUGGAAGCCACCCCCUCAAUGUCCUUUGCAAGGGUAGCAGGUAUGGAGCCUCACGAUGUUCCUGUUCAACAAGGAGUUCAAAAUGAUAUUCUUCAAUCAUCAUUGAAAGCUGAUGUGAUCAUUUUUAAUGGACUCCUCUUUUUUGUAGUUGAGUUUAAGCUUUUUAUUAGUGUAGCAUAGUUAUAAACAUUUUCAUUUUUUGUAAACAAUGAAUCACAAAGAUAUCCAAGUAAAUCACCAGCCAUUAUACAUACACACUGCAGUGACUGCACAAAGACCCUGCAUGCAUAAAAAAUGGCUGAAAGAAUUUUCCAUAGGAAUUUAAUGGUCAAUUUUGUUGUGUCUAUACACACAUGUAUCUUUACUACAUUUUUUGAAUUUA
Amphimedon queenslandica is the source of this 1235-nucleotide messenger RNA. RefSeq lists its product as uncharacterized. The transcript has 3 exons. Lineage: Eukaryota; Metazoa; Porifera; Demospongiae; Haplosclerida; Niphatidae. Bases 484 to 939 code for a protein of 151 amino acids. The record is from RefSeq and is a predicted model, not a curated record.